GGAUGGGAGUGAAAUGUCCUUCAUAUAAACCAGACUUAAACUGGCAGCACAAAGCCCCAGCCGGCACGAGAGCAAAGGGAUAAGAGCAUCUUUCUCCGCAAAACGUUUGUUAGGGGGGGAAAAAAAAAGAACAACAACUUGGGAUCUAUUCCAGUGGAACAUAAAUUCCGACAACAAAACAGACAUGAGGGUCCUUUUGCGUACUCUUCUGUUGAUAUGCGCAUCUUGGACAACUGUGCCGAUAGUCGGAAUCAGCUCGGAGGGGGUGUGCCUUCAAGAUGGCGAGCACAAGGCCACGCCCAGCCCGGAACCUCACCUGAGGGAGUGUACGCUCUACGCAGACAACAGUUGCUGCACCCAGGAAGACAUCCGGGAUAUCUCCCAUUCUCCUUCUGCCAGCAAUCAGAAUGAACCUUGGGACAAGUGUGGGCCGCUGAGUCCUAUGUGUGAAGGCUUCCUGAAGCGCGUGUCAUGUUUCUACCGCUGCUCGCCACAUGCCGCCCGCUGGCCUCACCCGCAUCGCCGCUCCUACAUCCAGGCUGCGCCUCUCUGCCACAGCUUCUGUCGGGAUUGGUUUGACGCCUGCAAAACAGACCUGACGUGUGCUCGUAAUUGGGCCACAGACCCCAGAGGACACAAUUGCACGGGAAGCUGCGUUCACUAUCAUCAGAUGUAUCAACACGGCAGAGAUCUGUGUGAAAGCCUGUGGGGCGACGCCUUCACGGCAGUCGAAGAUGCAUCCCAGGAGGUUGCAGAUGCCGGAGCGAACGACGGCCGCGCUCGCCCGUGCGGCUGCCUGACCCUCAGCGCUUCGGAUGAGGACGUGAUCUCGGCACUGCGGGCCCGCCAGGACGCCCGGGAGGAGCUUGAUACCACCAAAACCGGGCUGCCUCCGUAUAUGUCCCCCUGUCAGAGCAGGCCGCCCCCGCGGACCAUGAGAAAGGGGAAUUCUGUCCUGCGCAAACGUUCCGUCAUCGUGGACGACGGGGAGGGAAGUGGAAGUGGCCUGUAGACAAUCAAGUUCAGUUCCACGCUUAGUACCAGGAUGUAGUGUUAAUGCUCAGAAUUCAAAUACGCUCCGAAAUUCCAAAUACACGCACGCGCGAGAUAUUAUUCUGCUAGCUUGGUCCUUAAUGUCCUGUGGUUUGAUUAUAUUCUGAUUACUAUAUGUAGCUCAAUUUCGAGGUAACGUUAGAUGUAAAGUUUUUUUUUUUGGAAGCGAAAGUCCCCUCAAAUUGGUGUUUGUGUAAUUUUCGUAUAUGUUCUCAAUAAAGAAAAGUUUCUGAAAGGCAA
Hippocampus zosterae (dwarf seahorse) is the source of this 1293-nucleotide messenger RNA. It is a transcript of the gene rtbdn, whose product is annotated as retbindin. Gene Ontology annotation, cellular component: external side of plasma membrane. Bases 185 to 1012 code for a protein of 275 amino acids. Gene Ontology annotation, molecular function: riboflavin binding; signaling receptor activity; riboflavin transmembrane transporter activity. Lineage: Eukaryota; Metazoa; Chordata; Actinopteri; Syngnathiformes; Syngnathidae. The transcript has 6 exons. The record is from RefSeq and is a predicted model, not a curated record.